AUGCCGCAGGACGAUACCAAGAUCCAUCCAACUCUCACGGCGGGCGGCCAUGUGGAAGACCGCAGCCAGCCAUCCCUGCCUGUCGUCCAUAGACGCUUCGCCAACCCGUCGCCACUGGGUCUUCUUUCAUUUGCUACAGGCAUCUUUCUUAUUUCGAGCUUCGGUGUCCAUGCUCGUGGAAUCCAAACGCCUAAUGUCAUGAUAGCAGUGUUGAUCUUCUUUGGAGGAAUAUGCCAAUACAUUGUGGGCAUCAUGGAAUUCAUCUCUGGCAACACAUUUGGCACUGCAGUCUUCAUGUCAUACGGUGCUUUCAACAUUUCAUAUAGCAUGAUCUAUCUUCCUGGCUCUGGCAUCAUCGCUGCCUACACCGAUUCGGCCGGCAACCUGAGUCCGGACUUCCAGCAGUCCAUCGCUCUGUACCUGUGGGCAUGGUUUAUCCUGACCGUCAUCUACACCGUCGCGGCUAUUAGAAGCUCUUGGAUUCUGUUCCUGGAUCUUCUGGCACUCGAUGUCUGCCUAAUCCUACUCGCAACUGGAAAUAUGAUUGGAAACACUGCGGUUCUCAACGCCGGUUAUGCCUUCGGAUACUUGGUAGCUAUCCUUAGUUAUUGGUCAGGAUGUGCAGGAUUAUUUGCCGGUGGCAUUACCCCCUGGGAAGUCCCAACGUUCCCGAUGUAUAAGGAAGCCUAA
This is a messenger RNA of Clonostachys rhizophaga, 690 nucleotides long. The record is from the annotation of a GenBank genome assembly. NCBI's taxonomy places the organism in Eukaryota, Fungi, Ascomycota, Sordariomycetes, Hypocreales, Bionectriaceae.